Lacerta agilis (Sand lizard) is the source of this 2405-nucleotide messenger RNA. RefSeq names its product F-box protein 46 (gene FBXO46). Gene Ontology annotation, biological process: intracellular signal transduction. Gene Ontology annotation, molecular function: protein binding. The record is from RefSeq and is a predicted model, not a curated record. Lineage: Eukaryota; Metazoa; Chordata; Lepidosauria; Squamata; Lacertidae.
AUGCGCGGCGACCAACCCGGAAGUCAGAGGACCUGCUGGUGUAAGGAAGGCACCUGAGGUUGUCUACCUGGCCAGGCCCCAAAGUAGGGAUGUAGGUUUCAGCCGAGGAGGCCGCCUCCAGAUCACACCCACUCCUGCCACCCCAGGCUUGGGAGUAACAGGCACCUCCGAGGCCCCACGAGCUGCCCACCCAUGAGCUAGGGGAAAGGAAGGGCUGCCUUCCCCCCUGCCCCCUUGCCAUGAGACAGUGAUGGAUCAGAACACCUUCUCCCACAUCCAGCUAUGGUGCCCGCGGCCUUUUGGCACCUACUCCCAGAACAAGCAGUGCCCUGGAGGCCAGGUGAAAAAGACCUUUGGGGACUUUGCCUGCAAAGCCAAGGAAGGAGAAGAAGGCGGCGGCGAGGCCUGCUCCGAAAACACUCCCCCUGCCCCGCCGCCUCCGCCCCCGCCGCCCCCCACGGUCUCCCCCAACCCCAGCCAGGUGGAGGAGGGGCGUGUGCUCUUGGACACGUGGUACGUGAUCAAACCGGGAAACACCAAGGAGAAGAUCGCCUUCUUUGUGGCCCACCAGUGCAGCAGCGGCAGCCGAGCCAGCGCCAUGAAGGUCAAGGGCAACUGGGGGAGUGACAGCUCCAAGGCCAAGCGGCGGCGGAGGUCCCACGACCCCGGCAAGAGCAAGGCCUGCCCGGUCAAGGCGAAGGACGCCAGCAGCAGCAGCAAGGAAGCCGAGGAUGUGUGCCUUUGCCCCGAGUCCCACGCCGAGCCGGCGGGUGGGGACUCCACUGACCUGCUCUCGGUGGCUGAGAUGGUGGCCCUGGUGGAACAGCGCACCGCCCUGGCGUUGCAGAACUACCCCAGGCCGAGCGUGCCGGCCGCGCCGCCGUCCCCCAUGGUCUUCGUAUCGGCAGAGCAGGAGGGCGAGGAGAAGAGGGCCCCUUCUCCGGGAGGCGGCUCGGACUGCAGCCGGGUGGCGGAGGCGGUGGCCCACUUCGAGUCGCAGCAGCGGGAGCGGAGCGUCCUGCGCCCCAACGGCCUGUGCCGGGAGUCUCCCGAAUGCGUGGCCAACUCCCAGCACAGCCCCGGCGAGGUGCGCAUCGCCUUCCGCAUCUCCAGCAGCCGAGACCCCCGCUCGCCCACGGAGGGCGGCCAGGGCGCCCGCCCCAACUGCAUGUUCAUGAGCUGCGGCGGGUCGCCCACGGGCAGCGCUGCCCGUGCCAAGGACAAGAUCACGUGCGACCUCUACCAGCUCAUCAGCCCCUCGCGGGACACGCUCCCCAACAAUGUGGACUUCCUGCUGGCCAACGCCUCCCCGAAAGGGCCGGACGGGGUCACCGGUGAGCCCCCGGAUGUGGAGAUGACCUGCCGGGAGAGCCCCGGCGGCUCUGGCAAGCUGGACGCCAUUGCGGAGGGCGGACGGGGAGGCGGGGAGAAGGCGGGAGGCCCCGCCGCCUCGGUGGCUCGCGACUGCGUCUCCGGCUUCCAUGUUGACGUGGUGGUCACCGGCGUGGUGGACCAGUGCGUAUUCUUCGGCAAGGACAGCACCAAGAAUAUGAAGGAGGAGACGGUCUGCCUGACGGUGGGCUCGCCAACGCAAGAGGGGCUGUGCUCGUCGUGCGACGACCCGCCGCCGGGGCAGCUCUUCUUCCUGCACGCCCAGGUGCCUCGGCAGGAGGACGGCCGGGACGUGGACGGUGCUUUUCUGGACCCUUCCAGCGGCGGCGAGGGCGGCCUGGAGAGAGCCGACGGGCCCGGCCUGGAGCCGACGUCCUCGGACACCUCGCUCUGCCGCCUCUACCGCCACGUCUCGCACGACUUCCUCGAGAUCCGCUUCAAGAUCCAGCGGCUGCUGGAGCCCCGGCAGUACAUGCUGCUCCUCCCGGACCAUAUCAUGGUGAAGAUCUUCAGCUACCUGCCGACGCAGUCGCUGGCCGCCUUAAAGUGCUCCUGCCACUACUUCAAGUACAUCAUCGAGACGUUUGGCGUGCAGGCCACGGACUCGCGCUGGACCCGGGACCCCCUGUACCGCGACGACCCCUGCAAGCAGUGCAAGAAGCACUACGAGAAAGGGGACGUCUCCCUGUGUCGCUGGCACCCCAAGCCCUACCAUCACGACCUGCCUUACGGACGCUCCUACUGGAUGUGCUGCCGGCGGACGGACAAGGACACGCCCGGCUGCCGGGUGGGACUGCACGACAACAACUGGGUGCAGCCUUGCGACAUGCUGGGAGAGGGCGGCCCGCAGGGAGGACGGGAGGUGAGGGGCAGAGCCCGGCGGGGAUGGGGGGACGGGGCACGGCGAAGAAGGAGGAGCGCCUCCCCCCCUUCUCCGCUCUCCUCGGGUGUGCAAGAGGGUGUGGUGUGAUUGCGUUUUACAAGAUUUUUGUUGUGUUGAGGGUUGUUUUUUU